Symbiodinium necroappetens is the source of this 267-nucleotide messenger RNA. Lineage: Eukaryota; Dinophyceae; Suessiales; Symbiodiniaceae. The record is from the annotation of a GenBank genome assembly.
AUGACUUGCCGGCACCGAGCGGGCUGGGGCAGGGCUUGCCAGCCUCCAAUGGUGCUUUCGCAAAUGGCGGUCUUCCUGACUCACCAGGCAUUGCUCAUGCCAGUGCAGCAGAUAUACAGACAACUGCGAUGGCAGAGCUCCAAGCACCGCAACUUUCUGGCGACCCGAAACCAGUGGAAAGCAGAGACCCUUUCGGAUUGGAGGACCUCUCCGGCGGUUACGUUCCCAGCGCGGCCUCUGCACCUCGGCGUCGGAGACCUCGCGCAG